Messenger RNA from Drosophila eugracilis, 1831 nucleotides. RefSeq names its product succinate-semialdehyde dehydrogenase [NADP(+)] GabD (gene Ssadh). Bases 184 to 1713 code for a protein of 509 amino acids. The transcript is spliced from 3 exons. Gene Ontology annotation, biological process: GABA catabolic process. Gene Ontology annotation, molecular function: succinate-semialdehyde dehydrogenase (NAD+) activity. Lineage: Eukaryota; Metazoa; Arthropoda; Insecta; Diptera; Drosophilidae. The record is from RefSeq and is a predicted model, not a curated record.
UCGAGUUGGCAGGUUCUAUCGCUCUGCUGGUACGGAGCGUAUCAAAUUAAAAUCAAUUAAAUCCAAUCAAAGCGACCAAUAAAGAAGCUCAAAGAAUUCUGGACAGCAGAGAAUCCUCCCGAUACCGUUUCAGAUAAGAUAAGACCCUCAAACUCCCCCGACAGGUAAAAAAAAGCCGGCAUUAUGUGGCGACAUCUUGGCGUUGUCGCACGAACUGGAAGUAACGUAAACUUCUCCAGGAUGCGUGGAUUUUCGGCUUUGGUUCAAGAUAAGGCCUUGGUUGAUGGUGCCUGGGUGGAUUCAAGCAAUUCAAAAGCCACCUUCGAGGUCAGAAAUCCUGCUAAUGGAGCGGUGAUCGGAAAAGUACCCAACAUGACGGUAGAGGAUGCACAAAAAGCCAUAAAUGCCGCUAAGCAGGCCUACGAGUCUAAGGAGUGGCGAUCUCUAACGGCCAAAGAUCGGUCUAACCUGCUCAAGAAGUGGCACAAACUGAUCGAGGAGCACUCGCAGGAGAUAGCCGAGAUAAUGACCGCUGAGUCGGGAAAGCCGAUCAACGAAUCUAAGGGGGAGGUGGCCUACGGCAACGCCUUCGUGGAGUGGUUUGCAGAGGAGGCCCGUCGUGUCUACGGCGAGAUAGUGCCCAGUGCUCUGCCCAACCGGGAGAUUAUUGUAAUGAAGCAGCCCAUCGGAGUGGCUGCUCUGAUUACACCCUGGAACUUCCCAAUGGCCAUGAUUACGCGAAAGGCAGGAGCUGCACUAGCAGCGGGAUGUACAGUGGUAGUCAAGCCAUCCGAGGACACUCCCCUAACAGCUCUUGCUGUGGCCAAAUUGGCAGUGGAUGCAGGCAUUCCAAAGGGUGUCAUUAAUGUGGUGACAACAAACAAAGCAGCUCCAAUCGGCGAUCUCUUCUGCAAGAGUCCGGACGUGAGAGGCAUAUCCUUUACAGGCUCCACAGAAGUGGGAAAACUCCUGUUCCGCAACUCGGCUGAUGGCAUCAAGAGGAUUUGCCUCGAACUCGGCGGUAAUGCUCCGUUUAUUGUCUUCGAUUCGGCCAACAUCGAAAAAGCUGUAGAUGGUGCCAUGGCCUCCAAGUUUAGGAACUGCGGACAAACAUGCGUCUCAGCCAACAGAUUCUUUGUCCAGGAUGGUGUGUACGAUAAGUUUGUAGAGCAGCUGAAGAAACGCGUGCAGGCUUUGAAAAUUGGCGAUGGACAAGGAUGUGAUGUGCAAAUCGGACCCCUGAUCAAUGAGAUGCAGUUCAAGAAAGUCAGUGGUUUUGUUGAGGAUGCGAGGUCCAAGAAAGCAAAUAUUAUCUUGGGUGGAAAACCGCUGACUGACCAGGGUGAACUUUUCUAUGCACCAACAAUAGUCACAGAUGUACCGCCAUCCGCUCAACUAUAUUCAGAGGAAGUCUUUGGUCCCGUAGUCUCUAUCAUCCGUUUCCGGGAUGAAGAGGAAGCUGUGAAGAAAGCCAACGAUACCAGGAGAGGUCUGGCUGGUUACUUCUACAGUGAGAACCUGCAGCAGGUCUUCCGAGUGGCCAAGCGACUGGAGGUGGGCAUGGUUGGAGUGAACGAGGGUAUCAUUUCUGCUGCUGAGGCGCCAUUCGGUGGUGUCAAGGAGUCUGGAGUAGGACGAGAGGGCUCCAAGCACGGCAUUGACGACUAUGUGGACAUCAAGUACAUCUGCAUGGGCAACCUCAAGUACGACUGAAGUCCAGCGGAGGAGUCACUUCCAAUGCUUUCAUUUGCUGUCUUCCACUAGAAUGCGAUUUGUUGAUAAUUGUUAUAGAAAAACACGCCGCUAUUUUAAUAAAUGUGCACAAACUCUA